AUGGGCGACAUCGAUAAGGCCGAGAUCAAAGUCCAUCCCGACUGGAAAGACGAAGUCCCCAAUGCCAACGGCGACACCGAUCCCAUUGCUACCACUGUGACUCUUGUCAGCAGCGACGAAGUUCACUUUCACGUACCCAGGUACCUACUCAUGGCAAACAGCCCCGUCCUGAAAGAUAUGCUCUCCGUCCGCACGACCAACAAUUCCCAAAAAGUAGAAUUCUCCGAUGACGCCCCGAAUCUGCUGCCUCCCUUGCAUUUUACCUCUCCGUCCUCAUCGGAAAAGAUGGCAAGGUCACUUUGGAGGAAGAGUACAAGACGAGGAUCGUGA
Molecule: messenger RNA, 330 nt
Organism: Cryptococcus amylolentus CBS 6039
Lineage: Eukaryota; Fungi; Basidiomycota; Tremellomycetes; Tremellales; Cryptococcaceae
Exons: 2
Coding region: 1-330 (109 amino acids)
Molecular function (GO): protein binding
Source: RefSeq, a predicted model, not a curated record